Molecule: messenger RNA, 3092 nt
Organism: Dunckerocampus dactyliophorus (ringed pipefish)
Lineage: Eukaryota; Metazoa; Chordata; Actinopteri; Syngnathiformes; Syngnathidae
Exons: 9
Coding region: 110-1327 (405 amino acids)
Source: RefSeq, a predicted model, not a curated record
UCCGAGCUCCGCCUCCUACUCGUUGUCGAUAGCAGGGAGACAACAACCGAGUUUGUGUAAUUAUUCGGCCUUUGAGCUCGCUGUUUUUCGGUUGCGGUGCUCUGGUGAAAUGUCGUCUUGGUCAAAAUCAUCCAAAGCUGGUCGGCGGCCGCCGGUCAACCCCAAUGGAAGCGCUCAGCCAAUGCGAUUGUUCCGGAGAAGUGCACCCUAUCCCAGCAGGGAGGAGAGAACCGAGGAUCUCAAGGAUGCCCUGGACAGUUACAAAGAAUUAGAGCAAAAGCAAAACUACAGCGGGGGAGUGAAGUAUGAGGGCACAAAGCAUCAAUCCAACGCCACUCUAGCCAAGCCUGACACCACUGUAGCCGACAGGCGGAAAACCUUGUAUCAGAAGUUCUACAGGCAAGUGCAGGAGGAUCGAAAACCGCCUGAUUGUGUGGUCAUCUCUGUUACCAACCAAUGCCUGAAUUACCCCAAAUCGCUAAGCCAGUGCUUGCAGGAGCGUGGCCUAUCAGUGGAAAUGCUCUACCUUCAGGCGGAGUCGGGCCUGACCCGAGCCCUACAGGAUGUCCAAAGUGUUGGCUCCCCGUUAUGUAUUCUGGUGGAGCAGACAAACAUAGCUCUGUCCUCCUGCACUGUUAUCAUUUUCUCAGAGUCCCUCAAGAUCCACCGCAACAUGCCCAAAGACCAGGCCAUGGACUUUGUUGUGGCAGAGCACAGGCGUGGACUUGAUAUAGAAAGCCCAGAAAGAGACCCCGCAGAUAUUGCAGCGCAGGCAUCACAGCUUCUUGGUGAUUUUCUGGAUCGGGAAAAGAUUGAGCGCCACAUUGUCCCCUCUGAAGUCCGUCAGUUCCUCCAGCUGUUAACCGAGGGUGUUCAUCUUUACCCCGAGGAGCUAGAAGCCAUCUCACAGUAUGUCCAGUCCCGUCAGGAACACAUAGAAGCAGCAUCCAACAACAGCAAAGAAGAGAAGGACAAAGUGUUACCUUCAGUACUUGGUAAGCCGCCUCCUCUGCUCCCUACACCACCUGGACCACCCCAGUCUCCAUGUGAAGCAGGGCGGCCACCUCCACCAAUGCCACUCUUACCUUCACCAGGUUCCUACCCAAAAACCAAGCCUCCCCCUCUGCUGUCCCUGCCUCCAUCUUUACACAACCCCUACGGUGGCCCCAGUUUGCAUCGUGGCCCCCUUAUAUCCUACCCCCCCCAACGUCACCCGGGCCACAGAGGCUCCCACGGGAAUAGAGGAGCUCCACCGUCCCUCAAAAGUUCUCGCCCUCCGCUCUUAUCCACUCCAGGUGCUCCUCGUCUGAGUGGCCCCCGACACUAAAGGACAAGACAUCAGUAUUUCCAGUGUUUCACUCGUUACUCCACAUAUCCAUUCAUAUCCAUUUUUUAAAUUAUUGUUCAAUCCUUUGCCAAAUACAUACAUGGCUGAAAAAUAGUGUGGUGUGAAAAGGUGUUUGCCCCCAUCCAGGUUUCUUAUUUUUUUGCAUGUUUGUCACACUUAAAUGUUUCAGAUCAUCCAACAAAUGUAAAUAUUAAUGAAUGACAACACAGCUGAACACAAAAUGCAGUUCUUAAAUGAAACUUUAUUAUUAAAGAAGAAAAAAAAAGCCCCCCUUAGCAGCAACAACUGCUAUCAAGUGUUUGUGAUAACUUGCAAUGAGUCUCUUACAGCGCUGUGGAGGAAUUUUGGCCCACUCAUCUUUGCAGAAUUGUUGUCAUUCAGCCACAUUGGAGGGUUUUCCAGCAUGAAGCACCUUUUUAAGGUCAUGCCACAGCAUCUCAAUAGGCUUUCAGUUCUUUAGAUGUUGUUGUGGGGUCUUUUGUGACCUCUUGGAUGAGUCAUCGCUGAGGUAAUUGGGGUAAUUUUGGUUGGCUGGCCAAUCCUGGGAAGGUUCACCACAGUUCCGUGUUUUCGCCUUUCGUGGAUAAUGGCUCUCACAGUGGUUCGCUGGAGUCCCAAAGCUUUAGAAAUAUCUUUUUAACCUUUUCCAGACAGAUAGAUCUCUAUUACUUUAUUUGUUCCUGAAUUUUAUUUAGAUCUCUGCAUGAUGUCUAGCUUUUGAGGAUUUUUUUGGUGAACUUCACUUUGUCAUGCAGGUCCUAUUUAAGUGAUUUCUUGAUUGAGAACAGGUGUGGCAGUAAUGAAGCAUGGGUGUGGCUACAGAAAUGGAACUCGGGUGUGAUAAACCAGGGGCGGUGAAUUUCAUACCCGGGCCUUCAGUGGCGACUGAAGCAACUCAGUCCACCUCUUAGUAGAACUGGGCAUGAAUACCACUAUUCCAAAACCCAUCUAACCCUUUAUCUGCAAUACUUUGUAAACUUGCUUAUUAUUACUUUUUCACAUGGGCCCAUGUAGGUUUGUAUUUUUUUUCGUCCUUAAUCAUAACAGGUUUCAUUUAAAACAGCAUUUUGUGUUUAGUUGUGUUGUCAUUGACUAAUAUUUACAUUUUGCUUGAUCUGAAACAUUUAAGUGUGACAAACAUGCACAAAAAAUACAAAAUCAUGUAGUGGGCAAACACUUUUUCACACCACUGUAUAUUAAUCUGACUUGGAUUAAUAAUUGUAAUAAUGGAUUGGGUUUAUAAUGCGCCUUUCAAGAUACUCAAAGGACUUGACAGUGAAACCCCAUUGUUCAUUUGCAGUCACACUGGUGGUCGUAAAUUCAAUCUGUAACCACAUCUGCCCUGGUAGACGUGGCUGCCAUGUUGUUUCUAUCGUACAGUAUGUACCCUAUAUUUUUUCUUUGCACAAUGUACAAAAUGAGUGCAGUUUUCAAAAAUCCAGUAUUCCAGGUGGUCUUGUUACAAGUUGUUUAAUAUUUCAUAGACGAAAAACAUUGUUCCUUUUGUCCCAAUGAAGCAAUGACCACUGUCGAACUCGUUUGGUAUAAAGUUGCACAAAAGAAAACUUUGUUUACUUUGCCAGUGCUUUGUGUAGCUUAAGUAGCUUCAUGUGUUUCCACAAUAGCAAUGUAUUUAUUUGUCCUCACCGGGACCAGUUUGUUUUUUUCAUAUCAGAUUCAGGUGGAAGGAUUCGCCAGAAUGUGUAAAUGAAUAAAUAUCGCAUACAAUGCUGUUCGUGCCGGA